Molecule: messenger RNA, 439 nt
Organism: Closterium sp. NIES-67
Lineage: Eukaryota; Viridiplantae; Streptophyta; Zygnematophyceae; Desmidiales; Closteriaceae
Source: the annotation of a GenBank genome assembly
UCGGAUUUAUAUUUUGAGUAAUUCUAGCUCCUAAGUUCACCUAGACUCUGUCCUUCAUCCUAACAAGUGGUAUCAGAGCAAUAUUAAGGACAUUAAGUGCUCCAAGAUGGGUGAGGCGAAGUACUACUUGGGGAUGCACGUGGAGAGAGAUGUGGAAAAGGGUGUGCUGAGGUUGCACCAGAGGAAGUACUGUGAGGGGCUGGCUGAGAAGUAUGGGCUGCAAGAUGGGGGAAAGCCAGCAACACCACUACCUUCAGGGUUUACUCAGGCAGCAGAUAUUUUCACCAAGCGUCUGGCGGAGGCGGAUCAUUGGAAGGGCAUGAAGCUUGCUGGGAUGAGUGUGCAUUGAGUAUGCAUGCUUGAGAUGUGGUAUGGUCGAUGAUGGUUGGCAGCCAGAGGGGGAGAUUGUUGUGUGAUGUCAUCAUAUGCUAUCACAUUC